Messenger RNA from Mercurialis annua (annual mercury), 553 nucleotides. Its product is annotated as guanine nucleotide-binding protein subunit gamma 1-like. Bases 102 to 452 code for a protein of 116 amino acids. Gene Ontology annotation, biological process: G protein-coupled receptor signaling pathway. NCBI's taxonomy places the organism in Eukaryota, Viridiplantae, Streptophyta, Magnoliopsida, Malpighiales, Euphorbiaceae. The transcript is spliced from 4 exons. The record is from RefSeq and is a predicted model, not a curated record.
UUUAUACUUUUUGGUCCACUCUCUUUAAUCAUCCAUUCAUUCUCGUGCUUACUCUCUCUCUUUCUUUUGACACUCUGUGUGUUAUCUUUAGCUGUAGCAAUAUGGAAUCAGAAUCAGGUUCAACAACAAUACCGAUGGAUGAUCAUCGCCGUCAACACCAAUCGCCACCGUCAACUACUCCUCCUCUUUUUCCUAAAACAGACCAUAACGGUUUCGUAGGGAGGCAUCGAUUGGCAGCUUCAAUUUCUCAUCUCCACAACCAAAUCAAUUUCCUUCAGGAGGAACUGGAUCAACUCGAUACGUUAGGCGAAUCCUCCAUCGUAUGCAAAGAACUCAUUUCAAAUGCGGAAUCCGUUCCGGAUCCAUUGCUUCCACUGAGUAAAGGACCGAUUGAUGUCAACUGGGACAGGUGGUUCAGAGGAGCCAACAAUAAUCGUAAACGCUGGAUUUAAACAUGCUUUCUAGUAGGAGUAUUUUUUUUAUAUGUAUUCGACUAUUCUCACUUUCUAUACUUAUUUUGCGUACAAUAUCAGAAUUCAAGAAUUUCGGCUCA